AUGGCACAGUUCCUGUUCGAGGCGGAACUGCACAGGCUGCUGAAGCUGGACACGCUGAUCCCGAACGCGCCGCCUGCGCGAUGGCAGCGCAAGGCCGAGGAGAGCGGCCCCGGGCCCAGCCCCGUCGGCGUGUCACCCAUGAAGCCGGUCAAUCCCUCCCACAGCUACGGCAAGAUGCUGUCCAAGAUACCCGGUGAGCGCCCGGGUAAAUCUGGAUCCAAAAUUCAAAGCUACCCCACAAAGGCUGGGGGGGAUCGCUACAUUCCCAAACGCAGCACUAUGCAGAUGGAGAUGGCAAAUUUCCUCCUAACCAAAGAGAAUGACCCUGCUGAGGAUUCCCCUACCAAGAAGGAGCAACAGAAAGCCUGGGCAGUGAAUCUGAAUGGUUUUGAUGUAGAAGAGGCAAAGAUCCUCCACCUCAGAGGAAAAGCACAGAAUGCUCCAGAAGGCUAUCAGAAUAACCUGAACGUGCUCUACAAUCAGAAAAUGGCACCUGGAUUCAGCAGGAAGAAGAGCAGAUAUAUUCCCUCAAAUCCAGAAUGGGUCUUGGAUGCACCAGAGAUCCACGACGACUACUAUCUGAAUCUCAUAGACUGGAGCUCCCAGAACUUCCUGGCAGUGGCUCUGGACGACACCGUUUAUCUGUGGAGUUACGGUACCAGGAAGCUUACCCCCCUGCUGCAGACGGAGCAUCCAGAUAUUUACAUUUCUUCUGUGUCAUGGAUUAAAGAUGGAGACUACCUUGCUGUUGGCACACGUAGUGCUGAGGUUCAGCUAUGGGACGUUCAGCCGCUGAGAUGUCUCCAAACCAUGACCAGCCAUUAUGGCCGUGUGGGGGCCCUCAGCUGGAACAGCUACAUCCUCUCCAGUGGUGCACGGACUGGGCACAUCCAUCACCACGAUGUCCGAGUGGCUGAGCAUCACGUGGCCACCCUUGCUGGCCACACAGAGGAGGUGUGCGGACUCAAAUGGUCUCUGGAUGGCCGCUACCUGGCCAGUGGUGGCAAUGACAGUCUGGCGAAUGUCUGGCCAUGCACCCAAGGUGGGGAUGGCAACUUUGCUCCUCUGCAGACCUUCACUCACCACCAGGGUGCUGUCAAGGCUGUGGCGUGGUGCCCAUGGCAGAUGAAUGUUCUAGCCACUGGAGGUAGCACUAUUGACCGACAUAUCUGCAUCUGGAACGUGUGUUCUGGCGACCGCCUCAGUGCUGUUGAUAUUUGGUUUAAAUGCUGUACAGUAUUUUAA
Molecule: messenger RNA, 1245 nt
Organism: Melozone crissalis (California towhee)
Lineage: Eukaryota; Metazoa; Chordata; Aves; Passeriformes; Passerellidae
Product: cell division cycle protein 20 homolog
Exons: 8
Coding region: 1-1245 (414 amino acids)
Biological process (GO): positive regulation of anaphase-promoting complex-dependent catabolic process; positive regulation of ubiquitin protein ligase activity; anaphase-promoting complex-dependent catabolic process
Cellular component (GO): anaphase-promoting complex
Molecular function (GO): anaphase-promoting complex binding; protein binding; ubiquitin ligase activator activity
Source: RefSeq, a predicted model, not a curated record